CUGGUAUGUUCUUAUUUUAUAUGAGACAAAUCAAAUUUGACUUCAUAUGAAGGAUCAUAAAAUGAAAUUACGUUGUUCGUCAAGAACAAUCUUAACAAGAGCAAGUGCAGCAAGUGUGGUAACGAAACUGAUUACAAAAGAGAGUAAAACGACCACUUUAAAGUUGCCUUUUUGGAAGAUCUGUUUGAAAUCCGAAAAUUUCUUGGCAACGUUCGGACACCUAUGUCAAUGGAGAAAAUCCCAGUUCUUCAGUUAGCUUUUCCAGCUCUCUUAUUACUCGCCACUGAACUUCUCUGUAACAUUAGUGGGAAGUCCGUGGGGUGUCUCGAAUCUGAUCGAGAAGCUUUGAUUUCAUUCAAACAGGGCCUUAACGAUCCUGACAAUCGACUCGCAUCAUGGAAAGGGGUGAACUGUUGCCAAUGGCGCGGGGUGGGGUGUGAUAAUGCAACUGGAGCUGUUACUGCAAUUGAUCUUCGUAACCCACACCCUUUGGGCGAUCAUGGGUUCUGGAAUCUUAGUGGAGAGAUAAGUCCCUCACUGACAAAACUCAAGUCCUUGAGAUAUUUGGAUUUGAGUUUCAACACAUUCAAUGAUGUCCCAGUUCCUGAUUUCUUUGGCUCUCUGAAGAAGUUGCAGUAUUUGAACUUAUCAAAUGCUGGCUUUGGUGAUAUAAUUCCUCCUAGUUUGGGUAACAUAUCUACCUUGCAAUAUCUUGAUAUGAAGAAUUUGGAUGUAGUAGUUGAUAAUCUUGAAUGGGUUACUGCACUUGUGUCUUUGAAGUAUCUUGCAAUGAACAGCAUAGACCUUUCAACAGUGAGAUCAGACUGGCUUAAGAUAUUGAGCGAGCUUAGAAAUUUAACUGAGUUGCAUAUGAGUUAUUGUGGGUUAUCUGGUGCUAUUUCAUCUCCCAUGACAGUCAAUUUCACUUCUCUUUCUGUCAUAGAUCUAUCUGGAAACAGAAUCCAUUCUCAAAUACCUAAUUGGCUUGUGAACAUUAGUAGCCUGACCUCCAUCAGUAUGAGUUACUGUCAUUUGUAUGGUAUAAUUCCCCUCGGGCUUGGUGAUCUACCGAAUUUACGCUUGUUGGACCUAUCGGAGAACGGGAAUCUCUCGGCGAGUUGCUCUCAGUUAUUUCAAAGAGGAUGGCAUAGGGUGGAAGUACUUAUACUAGCUAACAACAGAAUUCACGGAAAGCUUCCAUCUUCCAUGGGAAACAUGACUUCUCUUGCUUACUUUGAUCUUUUUUUGAAUAACGUCGAAGGAGGGAUUCCGAGCUCCAUCGGUAGACUUUGCGACCUAACCUUUUUCCGGUUAAUGGGGAAUAACUUGAAUGGGAGAUUACCUGAGUCUCUUGAAGGAACUGAAAACUGUUAUCCUUCAUUACGUCCACUGUUUAACCUGGAGUACCUAUAUUUGUCCCACAACAAAUUGGUUGGUGGAUUGCCUGAGUGGAUAGGUCAACUUGAAAAUCUAAUUGAACUAAGUUUGGAUUAUAACUCUCUUCAAGGCCCCAUUCUCGCUUUCAGGUCCCUUAAGAAGCUAUCUACAUUGGGACUAGCAGGAAAUGAGCUGAAUGGGACUCUCCCUGAGAGUAUACGACAGCUUUCUGAGUUGUCUAUUUUGGAUGUUUCAAACAAUCAAUUGACGGGUACAAUCUCUGAAGCACAUUUCUCAAAUCUAAGCAAGCUGAAAAUCUUACAUCUAUCGUCAAAUUCUUUGAGACUAAACGUCAGUUCCGACUGGGUUCCUCCAUUUCAAGUCGGAAAUCUCGACAUGGGUUCGUGCUACUUGGGUCCUUCAUUUCCACUUUGGCUCAAAUCACAAAGUAAAGUGCGGUUCUUAGACUUCUCAAAUGCCAGCAUCUCAGGUCCUAUUCCGGACUGGUUUUGGAAAAUUUCAGGGAAUCUAGCUCUUCUAAACUUCUCUUGCAACCAGUUAGAGGGACGACUACCUAAUCCGCUAAAAGUAGCUCCCUUUGCAGAUGUUGAUUUAAGCUCCAAUCUCCUUGAAGGACCUAUUCCCCUUUCAAUCUCUGAGAUUGUUUCGCUGGAACUUUCAAAUAACACAUUCUCAGGUCCUAUACCGAAGAAUAUAGGCAUGACGAUGCCGAACCUUAUAUUUUUGUCUCUAGCCAAUAACCGAAUAACAGGUGAAAUACCAGACACUAUAGGGGAACUGGAAAUUCUUCAAGUCAUUAAUCUAUCAGGGAAUAACUUGACUGGUGAAAUUCCUUCAACUAUUGGGAAUUGUUCGUUGUUGAAGGCAAUCGACCUCGAAAAUAAUUAUUUAGUAGGUCAAAUUCCAGACACAUUGGGUCAGUUAGAUCAGCUUCAGACUCUUCAUCUAAAUGAAAAUAGGCUCACUGGAAAGCUCCCACCAUCUUUCCAAAAUCUCUCAAGUUUGGAAACUCUAAAUCUUGGGAAUAAUGGUCUUGUGGGUAGUAUUCCUCCUUGGAUUGGAACUAGUUUUCCAAAUAUCAGAAUUCUUAGCUUGAGGUCAAAUGCAUUUUCUGGAGCAAUUCCUGCACUUUCGAAUCUAGGCUCAUUGCAAGUCUUGGACCUGGCACAAAAUAAGUUGAAUGGCUCCAUUUCGAUUGGUUUUGGCAAUCUCAAAGCUAUGAUCCAACCCCAGAAAACAAACCACUAUCUAUUCUAUGGGAAGUACAGAGGCAUCUACUACAAAGAAAAUUAUGUCUUGAAUACAAAAAGCAAAUUAUUGAGAUACACUAAGACCCUUUCCCUGGUAACUAGCAUUGAUCUCUCCAGAAACGAACUAUAUGGAGAUUUUCCCCAUGAUAUAACAGAGUUAGCUGGGUUAAUUAUCUUGAACUUGUCUACAAACCAUAUAAGUGGUCAGAUUCCAGAUAACAUUUCAAACCUGAUAGAAUUAUCAUCUCUCGAUCUCUCAAACAACAGACUAUCUGGUCCCAUUCCUCCAAGCUCAACUAAAUUGACAUCAUUGAGUUAUUUGAAUUUGUCAAACAAUAACUUGUCAGGAAAGAUACCUGUUGGAGCUCAAUUUGAAACUUUUCCUGUUUCAUCUUUUGCUGGAAAUCUCGGUCUCUGUGGAGACCCUCUUCCUGUAAUGUGUCAAGACACUGAAAGAAGAGCAGAUGGAGGGGGGAGAAAAGAAGAUGAAAGCAAAAAUGAAGUGAUUGAUAAUUGGUUUUACCUGAGUCUUGGGGUUGGAUUUGCAGCUGGGCUGUUAAUUCCUUUCUGCAUUUUUGCAGCCAAAAGAUCUUGGUCGAAUGCUUAUUUCCAGUUGGUCGACAAAGUUGUGGACAAGGUUUCUCCAUCUUGACGUGGAAGAACUAUAGACUCUUAAUGUAGGAAUAAUUGAACUACAAAAAUUUCUUCUCCUUUUUGUUUUUG
Momordica charantia (bitter melon) is the source of this 3371-nucleotide messenger RNA. Its product is annotated as receptor-like protein EIX2. NCBI's taxonomy places the organism in Eukaryota, Viridiplantae, Streptophyta, Magnoliopsida, Cucurbitales, Cucurbitaceae. Gene Ontology annotation, molecular function: protein binding. The record is from RefSeq and is a predicted model, not a curated record.